AUGAAUAACACAACAAUAAACAAGGAUGCAUUGCUUGAACAGCUUAAUAACAAAAAAGCAGUUCUGAUGGUACCUGCUUUUGUGUAUUUGGUGGUUUUAAUGCUGGCUGGAAUAAUUGGCAAUGUUUUAAUUUGCUACUACUACGGUUUCAAAUCGAGAAGAAGUUCGGAUAAUAUGUUUAUUCUCAGUGUUGCGAUGUACGAUCUUAUUUCAUGCACUUUGUCCAUUCCGAUUGAAAUUGUGGACAUAAGAUUCUUCUGCAAUUUCCCUUACGCCGGUGCAUGUAAAGUUAUGAGAUUUGUGAACUACUUUGCGGCAAUUGGAAGUGCCUUUACGCUAAUAGUCAUUGCUAUUGACAGGUACAGAAAAAUUUGCAGACCAUUCAAGAAGCAGUUCAGAAGUAAAGAGGCUAAAAUAGCAUGUGGAAUUUCUAUACCGUUUUCGUUGUUGCUGUCCUGGCCUGCAACAGUAUUCUACACGUCUGUACCUGUGGAUGUAUUGACAGAGGAUGGCAUCGAGCUGCAAGGCUUUGACUGCACAACUACAAAAGAAGCCUCAUACAAAAUAUAUCUGUGGAUUUUCAAUGGAUUUUUUCUCCUUUGUUUCAUAAUUUCGACUUUCAUUCUUUUUGUGUUGUACGGUCUUGUUGGAAGAGCUAUAUAUAAACACAACAAAUCACAAAUUAAGUACACUCGACCAAAAUCGUCAAUCUCCCAUACCGUCGAAAGUCAUGUAACCGAUAACAACAGUCCAAAUGUAAACGUAAACAAAAGAAAGACAAAUGGUGAAACAGAAGGUGUCGGUGAAGCUCAUUCUACCAGAAGUGAAAUUCACACUAAAAUCGUUCCUAACAAACCAAACGAACAUGCUAGCAUCAAAACUAUGAAAUUUACAACAGUAAUGUUUGUAAUAACGACAGUAUUUAUUGUUAGCUUUUUGCCACACCUGGCUUUGUCGCUGUGGUUAGCCUUCCAAGGCACAUAUGACUGGGAAACUCUUUCUGGUUUAGUUGCCCUUCAAAUUGGUCUGCGAUCAUAUUUUCUGAAUUCAGCGAUUAAUCCUUUAACCUACGGAUUUUUUAACUCGAAAUUUCGAGCAUUUUUCUACAUGACGUUCUGUCCAUGUUGUAAAAGGUUAACUGAUAGGCGCACGGUUUCCUCGAGCUCUGGCACUCUAUGA
Molecule: messenger RNA, 1179 nt
Organism: Mercenaria mercenaria
Lineage: Eukaryota; Metazoa; Mollusca; Bivalvia; Venerida; Veneridae
Product: cholecystokinin receptor-like
Exons: 1
Coding region: 1-1179 (392 amino acids)
Biological process (GO): neuropeptide signaling pathway
Cellular component (GO): membrane
Molecular function (GO): neuropeptide receptor activity
Source: RefSeq, a predicted model, not a curated record